AUGCUUUCCAGCCGCUUAAUAUCCAGAGCUGUCGCUCGUCCAGCUGCCUUCCAGCAAUCUGCUGCCAUCGCCCCCGUCACUCUCUCUCGCUUCAGCCGUGGUCUUGCUACUGCUUCCGAGGACAAGGAUCUUGUCAUCAUUGGAGGUGGUGUUGCUGGCUAUGUCGCCGCGAUCAAGGCUGGCCAGGAGGGCAUGAAGGUCACCUGCAUUGAGAAGCGCGGUACUCUUGGCGGCACUUGUCUGAACGUCGGCUGCAUUCCCUCUAAGUCUCUCCUCAACAACUCCCACCUUUACCACCAGAUCCUCCACGAUACCAAGAACCGAGGCAUUGAGGUCGGCGAUGUCAAGCUGAACCUUGCCAAUUUCAUGAAGGCUAAGGACACUGCUGUCACCGGCCUGACCAAGGGUGUCGAGUUCCUCCUCAAGAAGAACGGUGUCGAAUACCUCAAGGGCGAAGGCUCAUUCGUCAGCGAGAACGAGAUCAAGGUUGCUCUGAACGAUGGCGGCGAGACCACUGUCCGCGGAAAGAACAUCCUUAUUGCCACCGGCUCGGAGGCUACUCCCUUCCCCGGCCUUGAGAUUGACGAGAAGCGCGUUGUUACCAGCACUGGCGCCCUUUCACUCGAGAAGAUUCCCGAGAGCAUGGUCGUCAUCGGCGGUGGUAUCAUUGGCCUGGAGAUGGCUUCUGUCUGGUCCCGCCUCGGCACCAAGGUUACCGUCGUCGAGUUCCUUGGCCAGAUCGGUGGCCCCGGCAUGGACAACGAGAUUGCCAAGUCUGCCCAGAAGCUUCUGAAGAAGCAGGGCAUCGAGUUCAAGCUCAACACCAAGGUUGUCAGCGGUGACGCGUCUGGUGAGAAGAUUAAGCUGGAUGUUGACUCUGCCAAGGGUGGCAAACCUGAAUCUCUGGAUGCUGAAGUCGUCCUGGUUGCCAUUGGCCGCCGGCCAUACACAGGUAACCUUGGCCUCGAGACCAUUGGCAUGGAGCUCGACGAGCGCGGCCGUGUCAUCAUCGACUCCGAGUACCGCACCAAGAUUCCCCACAUCCGCUGCGUCGGUGACGCCACCUUCGGUCCUAUGCUGGCUCACAAGGCCGAGGAGGAGGCCGUCGCGGUCGUCGAGUAUAUCAAGAAGGGCUACGGCCACGUCAACUACGGCUGCAUCCCAUCUGUCAUGUACACGUAUCCCGAGGUCGCUUGGGUGGGUCAGACUGAGCAGGACCUGAAGGCGCAGAACAUCCCCUACCGCGUUGGUACCUUCCCCUUCAGUGCCAACUCUCGUGCCAAGACCAACUUGGAUACUGAGGGUCUUGUCAAGAUGAUUGCCGACCCUGAGACGGACCGCCUUCUGGGCGUUCACAUCAUUGGCCCUAACGCUGGCGAGAUGAUUGCUGAGGGCACCCUUGCUCUUGAGUACGGUGCCUCGACUGAAGACAUUGCCCGCACUUGCCACGCUCACCCUACUCUCGCGGAAGCUUUCAAGGAGGCUGCCAUGGCUACUCAUGCCAAGGCUAUUCACUUCUAA
Cordyceps fumosorosea ARSEF 2679 is the source of this 1521-nucleotide messenger RNA. RefSeq names its product dihydrolipoyl dehydrogenase. Gene Ontology annotation, cellular component: oxoglutarate dehydrogenase complex; mitochondrion. Gene Ontology annotation, molecular function: dihydrolipoyl dehydrogenase (NADH) activity; flavin adenine dinucleotide binding. Lineage: Eukaryota; Fungi; Ascomycota; Sordariomycetes; Hypocreales; Cordycipitaceae. The record is from RefSeq and is a predicted model, not a curated record. The transcript is spliced from 5 exons. The coding region runs from base 1 to 1521 and encodes 506 amino acids.